AUGUCUUCCGAUGCGGAUUCAGGUGGUGGUGGUGGGAAUCCUGACGAUCGUCUGAAGAGUUUGCGAAAUGCAGUUGACCAUUUGGAAGCUGGUAUUUGCAGCCUUAUUGACUUUAUUCUCCCAGCGACCAUCGCGUCCGACGCGUAUGAGAUCGGGAUUCCAACAGAAACCUUGGAACAGCUGAUUGAUAUCAUCACAAAACCAAAUCAUCUUGAUCAGGCGACCAUUACGACUCUGAUCAAGAAUUUAUAUGCCCUGGAGAAGAUACCGUCUAUCAUUGUCACGAAAAUCGUUGGCUGUCUCGGCCCAAGCAAAAGUAAGCCAUCUCCAGCAACGCAGGCAUUGCUUCUACGAUGGCUGCUCUUGGUUUACGACUGCCUGGAGGACCAAUCUCACUUGUCCAAGCUAUAUGCGGUACUCUUCAACAAUUUGGACAUGAUCAGUUUGCGCCGUCCACUUUGCCAUCUACUCUCUUUAAUCACAAGGCGCAAGCAUGUGAAACCGUUCCGAAUCCAGGCGCUGAUGGAGCUCCUGCGUAAUGUCGGCGACGAUGAAAGAGAGCUUAUGGGCUUCCUCCGGGUGUUCAAGAAUUACUACCCGGACAUUAUUGUCGGUGACGUCGGACGCUCUAGAAAAGCGUCGUUCUUUUUCAAGCAUCCCGAUCCCGAAUGGUCAGCCCACCUGAAAGAACUUCAGGAUCGAAACCGCGAGAGGGUCAUGUCUUCGACAACCUCAACGACCUUCCAGGUCGUGCGUCGCGGUGGGGUGAAAAGGAGCAAGGUCGAAUCCGUCAUCCCAGAUGUCCAGACGUCACGAGUUCAGCCGAGCCAUACGUCCUUGGAAGAAUUGCGAAAUGUGACGGACUUUGUGGAGAAUCUGGAGAAGAUCGAGUUACCCAAUCAGAUGGUAUCGGUGUUGGGAGACCGUCUGGCCCAGAAAUACAUGCUCCUUGUCGGGCCCAAAAUCGCGAAGCUCCGACUAGAAGAUUGGCUGGAGACCUUUUUAAAAGAUGAGUUCGAGCGUGCCAACCUGGCCGAGUCUGAUGAGCCCGAAGCUCUUGGCUAUGUACUCAGUGUCGCUACUGAGUAUGUCCGUUCCACAAAGCAACUGCCUGGUGCAAUACAAUCGUUUAUCAAGGCAUAUCUCCGUUCGUGGAAUGGAAGAGAUAACAGAAGCCAGAUUCUGAACCUUCUGGAGUUCUUACCAAAGGGUCCAUACGAGGACCUUCGCAGAGAGUUUCUCGAGCCACUGGAGAAUGCCAUUUUAGAUCAUACUCCUUCUUCACGAACGGCUCUUCUUGAUUUCUACUUUUCGCUCAUUCGACAAUGGGGAGUUUCGCUCAGGACGGAGGAAUCUGCCCCUGGUGCAGCUGGCUUCACGCCUUUGAUUUCCCUUAUUACACAUGCAGAGUUGCUUUGCUUGUCGGUGUUAGAGGUUCCUUUCACCACAUAUGAUCGUGAUACCAAACCACCGAAACCGAUUUCCACGUCCAUUCUCCAAUUGUACACCGGUCUUGCCAAUCUCUAUUCGCACGCAGCCGAUAAUGGGAACAUCCGUCUCACUAUUCCCUUGGCUCCGACCGUUUACCAUCUUGCCUUUACCUCGAGUCUCGCCCAAAUCUCCCUUCUCUGCGCUGUCCUCGCAACCUAUAAAUCGUCAUUCGAGGAAUCGCUGGCUUCUCAAACUUUGCAGUCCCCGAAACCUGGCGGAGCUCUCUACCCUACCCAGAUGGUGGGACAAUUUAACGGCUACAUCAUGGACCUCUGUAACCUGGUCUGGCGCAACCGUGGUCUAAACUCCGAGGAUCCGAAUGCGCUUGGUUGUCUGCUUCCCGCUCCGACAAUAGCUGCCCUGACUGAGUACAUCAACGAUUCGAAUGAGACAAUGCGACGUCGCAAGCGCCCUGAAGGGCCAGCCUUCCACUACACUCUCCCGACCAUGUUCUCUUUGAGCCAUCACGUCGCGCUCGCGGACCAUUCUGCAGCUUGCUUUGCUGAUUUCGAAGAUCAGCAGGUGACUAAAGAAGAUCAAGCGCGGUUGAGGAGACCCGUCACACAAAAGGCGCUGACUGCGCUAGAGAAAGAAGGCGGAGUGAAAGUCAGUUGGCAAGAGUAUCGGUUGAAGAUGCUGGAUUGGUUUGAUGACAGGGGCAGCCUAGGGAUCGGUAAAUUGAUGAGAAGUACUAUGAAAGCGCUACGCAAGGAAACAUAA
Messenger RNA from Rasamsonia emersonii CBS 393.64, 2211 nucleotides. Its product is annotated as Mis6 domain protein. The transcript is spliced from 4 exons. The record is from RefSeq and is a predicted model, not a curated record. Gene Ontology annotation, cellular component: nuclear body; cytosol; kinetochore. The coding region runs from base 1 to 2211 and encodes 736 amino acids. Lineage: Eukaryota; Fungi; Ascomycota; Eurotiomycetes; Eurotiales; Trichocomaceae.